AUAGGCCAGGCCUGGCCCGGGCCCGGGGGGUGGGGCGUGGGGCGUGGCGGCCCGGCGUGAGGAGCGAGACAGUGGGGGAGGGGUCGCCUCUCUCGCCGUGGGACCGAGCGCGUGGAGGGGGCCGGGGGCGCCCCUCCCCCUCGGAGUGGAGCGCGCGGGGCCAGGGCUGGGAGCCCGGGACUCUCCGUGUGGGGGAGGGGGGAGUCUGUGACACUGACACAGGACCUGGGAGGCUGCCAGUCUUGCCCCUGUCGCAGGGGCCGGGGCCUGGCCCGUGUAUCUGCUGGUGAGGGUGAUGCUAGGCCCCUGCUGCUGCUCUCCAGACUACUACCGAGCGUCCCCGGCGUGUGAGGAGAGGAGACACGUCCCAGGAAAUAACCCAGAUGCCCAUCCUGCUCCCUCGCACCAAGUCCCGAGGGGCUGCAGUGGCAGAUGAAAAGAUCAAUUUAUUCAGUUGCAUCAGGGAGUUGAUCCUGUGCGAUGUUUAUAGAGAGGGUCCCUACUUAACGCUUUAGGGGAAGGCACAGCCCAGCACAUCUCUCAGAAGGUCUCUGUGCGGAUGAAUGUGAAUCACAGUAGCCACAAAACUAAUCCUAUUUUUUUCUAGUGCCAGCUCCAAAUCAGGCUCCAAGAAAUAACUCAAAUACAGUAUUUCAUUAUUCUCUUCCCCUCUCCCCACCCCUUAUGCCUCACAAUAUGUCCCGAAUCUCUGUUUGCCAGACACUGGGAAUAGGCAACGGGAUGGAUCACUUGAUGAUUACCUGUUCUGUUUAUUCCUUCUAGGGUGACUAGAUGUCCUGAUUUUAUAGGGACAGUCCCAAUUUUUGGGCCUUUUUCUUAUAUAGGCUCCUAUUAACACCCCACCCCAUCCCGAUUUUUCACAUUUGUUGUCUGGUCACCCUAAGUCCCUCUGAGGCACCUGGCAUUGGCCACUGUUGGAAGACAGGGUACUGGGCUAGGUGGACCUCUGGUCUGACCCAGUAUGCCCAUUCUUGUGUUUAUGCAGUAAAGGACAUUUACAGUUUGAAGGUAUCUGCUGUUUAAUCUACUAUAUAUUUGAGGAACUGUUGCAGUAAGAAUUUGUUUCUGUAUCUACUACACUUCUCCAGUCUCUGCACUGCAGUACUUUCCAGUAUAAUUAAGACAUGUACUUGUGAAAUGCUACACAUUUGACUGUAAAGUAUCUAAUUGCCCAAAUGACAUAAAUGUCAUAAAUGCUAAUUGGCAGUUACACACAAAGACCACUUUGUAGGGGAACUCAAUGAAAACUUCUUGCUGCAAGCUGAUAGAAGAAUUUCUUAGGGUAGUGAUUGUGACUUGACUAAUGCUUUAUGCAGAGACUUAGAAAACUUCAGUCAGUUGUACUGAUACAGAUCUGCUGGUGUAAGAGACCCUAAAAAUCCCAGUCAGGACAACUUAUAUCCAGUUAAAAACUGAAAGUCAAUGAGCUAAUACAAACUUAUUUCUCUUAGAUUUACUGUUUGCAGUUUAUUGGUGGCACAGCUCUAUAACUGUCAUCAUCAACUGACUUAUGUGCAAAAGCUUCUUCUAAUAUUAUUUAAUACUGUUUUGGGGCAUAAAAAUAUGACAUGGUCUAGUAAUCUGAUUCUAGGAUAGAGAGACAGGAACUCCUGAACGCUAAUUCUGGCUCUCAUACCAAUUCCCAUUGUGCCUGUGAUUGAGCCACUUAGCCUCUCUGUGCCAUAAUUUUCCCACCUGUUUAUUAGGGAUAAUACAUACUAUGUAAACACUGAUAGUAUGGGGAUUAUUUGUUGUGUGUGUUUUUUUGGACAGACUUCCUGCUAACUAAUGUCAGGAGACAGUGAUUGUACCCGAACAAGCCCAUCCGUGGGGUCUCCAUCAGAUAAUGAGUUCCUGCCAGAUCGGCCAAGGUAUGUGUGCUCACUGUCUCCUGACCUUAUUGCCAAGGCUCGUGAAGAGCUGCAGGAGAAACCUGAAUGGAGGCUUCGUGAUGUACAAGCCCUCCGAGACAUGGUGUGUAAGGAUUACCCUACUCUGGGCACGUGUCUGGACGAUGCUUUCUUGCUAAGGUUCCUUAGAGCCAGGAAAUUUGAUUAUGACCGAGCGCUUCAGCUUCUGGUGAACUAUCACAGCUGCAGGAGGAGCUGGCCCGAGGUCUUCAAUAACUUGAAACCAUCUGCAAUUAAGGCUGUCCUAGCAUCUGGCUUUGUCACUGUGCUGCGUUACCUGGACACUGAGGGACGCCACAUUGUCUGCAUUCGUCCAGACAGAUGGACACCAAGUAAUUAUCCAAUUACUGAGAACAUUCGUGCCAUAUACUUAACAUUAGAAAAACUCAUUCAGUCUGAAGAGACCCAAGUGAAUGGAAUUGUAAUCCUUGCAGACUACAAAGGAGUCAGCUUAUCUAAGGCAUCUCAUUUUGGUCCUUUUGUAGCCAAAAAAGUGAUUGGAAUUCUUCAGGAUGGUUUUCCCAUUAGAAUCAAAGCUGUCAAUAUUAUAAACGAGCCUCGCAUAUUCAAAGGAAUUUUUGCCAUCCUCAAGCCUUUUCUGAAGGAAAAGAUAGCAAACCGGUUUUUUCUUCAUGGCUCUGAUUUGAAUUCUCUUCAUCAAAACCUUCCACAAAGGAUCCUUCCUGAAGAAUAUGGUGGAACGUCAGGAAAACUGGACAUCGCUGCCUGGAAUGAGUUGCUGCUCGCCUCGGAAGAGGAUUUUCUGCAUGACUUCUCUCAGCUGGUUCUCCCAGGUGACAGCUCACCAUCUGAAGCUCUAGUAAGUGGAGAUGCUGAGGAGAAGCAGAGUGAAGAGCCUCUGCGAGGCAUGAAACCUCAACUCUACUACUGUUAUUAACAAAGCAGUUAAAGGAAGCUUCCUUGCACAGUCAGUCUAGAUGCCUUCUCCUGUUCUGAAAGGAAUAAGAACACAGUGGGGUUAUGAACUCUUCCUUACUCCUAAACUUCCAGUUCGUGAGCAGAGUGCUGAGGCAUUUUACACUGUGGAACCAAAGCAAGUUAAAGUGGGUGAGAUGGGGGCAAGGCAGAGUUCUCUUUGGAAUCUAGGCAGGACACACAAUUCCCAAGCCACCUCAAGUAUUAAGGUUUGUUAAUCUCAGUGUGAAAGAUGCCAUCUAGCAAAUUCCUCUUAAUAGUAGUGAGAGAAAAAAUAUCUCAUUAGAGUGAAUAUCAUAAGAGUGUCUUUCAGGGUAAAAGUAGCAGAAAAGAUUUGCUAGUUUGGCAAUCAUCAGAAAAUAGCAUCAUCACUGCACCCUGCAAAGUGAAGCUCUGUCAGUGGAGAUUGUCAGAAAUGUCCAAUUCACAGUCCUGGACCUAAUACCUGGUCCUGUCUGUGUAGUAGCAUGUUCCAGGAGUAUCAGAAUGCAUACUGGAGCUUCUCCCUGAUAUUUUGCACACUCUGCGUGUGUGGAAUUUCUAACAGAUUUGCCCUUUGGAUUUGAAAGGAGAAAGUUACCAUAACUUUGUAAACAAAUUCCACUUCAAAAAAAUUGAGCCUUUCAGAUCAUGGAUUGCGUAGCGUUUUUUCCAGAAAGAUGCAUCUUUGAAUAUUAACAAUAUAGACCACCUGAGAAGGAAUGAGGUCAUUCACUCAUAUUCAGCAUGGCUUAGAUAGAAUCAGUUGCUCUUUCCUUCAGCUGGUCACUUUGAUGCCCUGCCUUACUUUUCAACUUCCCCAAGUAACUUAAAUAGAACCUAUGUGGAAAGAGUGUGUAGCAGAUAGCAUCCACAGAAGGCAAUAUUAAGUAAGAGAUAGCACGGUAGUUCUUGAGCUACGUUACUUUGGAUAGAAUUUUUGAAUCAGAGUCGUCAUAAACCAAAUGCAGAUGUAUAUUUUUAAGAAUGUUCAGAGUUGUUGUAUUGCAGUUGUUCUCUGUUCACGUCUGUCCUGGUUUAAGUAACAGUGUUGCUAUUUGUCAUCCCCUUCUCUCUGGAUGGCAGCUUCUUUUGUAAAGUUUAGACUUUGGUCAGUUCUGUAGGGCUUAACCUAAGCUUAUGUGUUCCAGUGCUUUAGAUCCUUAGUUCUAAUGUCAAAUGAGGUUAACAUGUCCUGCAUCUGUGUAGGCUCUUCCCCAAGUUCAUUUGUGUCAUGAUAUUGAAUUUUAAAUGAACUCUUUGCACAUGUCAUGCACUAUAUAAAUGGUGCAAAGGCGAAACCUCAUUACAGCCAGGAAAGCACACCCCGUUAUUUAAAAGGGUAUGUCAGUGGACAAGAACACUGAUUAUAAUCACACACCUCAUCUUUAUAGCACUUUUAAAAUGCCUGGAAUUUCUUUUUGGCGGGUGGGGGGAAGGAGAGAGGUUGGGAGUGUGAAUCUUUUUACUGAGUGCCAAGUGGGAAACAGGGACCGGUUAUCUUACUGUAAAUAUAAAAUGUAUGGUCUCAAGGAGUUGGACCAUCCUUUUCUCUGAGUGCCAAACUGUGCUUGUUUGAAUGUCUCUUCCUAGAUUACACCAUAGCAUGACUUUGUUGCCAAAAGAGUUUGGGAAGGAAUAGAUUAGGGAAGUCACAGCUCCCUGGCCUGGUAAAAUUCUAGCUCUUUUAUUUAAGCAAUAGAAGAGUGGGACUGGGUUUUGAAUGGAAUAAAGUCUAACGCUUUUUCCACUUAGCAGUUCAUACCUCCAGUGAGGACAAGAAGUUCAUAUCCUGUCACUUGAACAGAAAGACUUUAGCAGACCACUUUUACUGUUGUGUAGGAUGCUGGAGAGCUGGCAGGAAUCUAUUGAGAGAGAAUAUAGCUUUCUUCUUUCCUUCCCCUUUUUAGGUAUGAAGGAUAGUAGGAGAAACUCUUCUGCCUCUAACAUCAAUGCAUGACAGCCUAUGCCCCUUUUAUACUAGUCUUAAUUUUCAUGAGGGAAAGUAUUUUUAGGUGAGAAAUAUCAUUCCUGUCAUAAACCAUGUCCGCCCCCAACUUUUGUGCAGACCAGGCAAAAAUGCAGUGCUGGCUAGUGUCUCUUCAUUUGAGCAAAACUUUCCUCUGAGCUACUGUGCCAUGCUUAACCUUCAUGUUGCUUGCCUUUACUGUGGAGAUAAAUCCAGCUCUUCUUCCACCUCGCAAAAUAAUCGGAAGGUGGCAUAGCUUUGCUUAAAACCAUAAUUGUCAACCCACCUAACUGCCGAAAAUGUGUUGGGGUGUCUUGGAUGGUUUGAGUGAUUGCUGACUACUAAUUUCCCUCUGUCCCCUACCAAAAAUUUAAAAAAACCUCCAGGAUACAGCAUUUGUCUUUGAACUGGUUGCAUGGCAGGCUUUACUCUUCCUCUUUCACUGUUGGGUGGUUUCUCCUUUACGGCUACCUCUACACUGCAUUUCUCCCUAGCACUAGUGUAAAAAGCAGCACAUCUGAUGAAUACUCCUUAGGCGAGGAGAGGAAGGACAUGCCUAAAGCUGGUGCAUAUGUAUCCUACUUGCCCACAUGGUGCCACCCCACUCACUGCUAUUUUUAGCAGUGUAGUGUCCUGCUCCUGGAGUCUUUCCCUAAAGCAGUGACAGGCUUUGGCACGGAGGAACUACCAUAGCCUAUCCUUGGCAUGUGUAGCUGCACACCAGCGUGGAUGCAGCCUGCUUUUCUCUGUGGCACAUAGCUACCUCUGCUCUGCUAUGCCACCAGCGUGCAGUGUAGACAUAGCCUAAGUGGAGCUGCUCUCAACCAGUUUGGUAACUGCUGAAGAGGAAAAGCUCCAUGUUAGAAAACUUAGCUUCCUCUUUAAAAAGGACUUGUGGGUAGGAAGUCUCCAGCAACCAGGGCAACACCUGAUUUUUUUUCAAUGCUUUUGCACUGUGGCCUGCCUUAAAAUAUGAUAACCAGACUAGAUUUCAUGUGUAGCCUCAAGCCAGGUCUUCCUUGGAAGAAAAAUUGACAGUCUGUUGUACUUUAUCCUUAAACAAAAUAGCUUUGCUCAUCUUACUUGUAGAUGGAGACUUAAGUUUUCCUCUCAGCAGAACUUUUGUUUGAGUUGUUAAAGACUCUUUGGAAUCUAGCUUUUAAGUUCAUUAUAGCUCUAUCAUCAGUAAUACAGCACAAGUAGACAAAGCCAGUAUGUUAUCCAUUACUCUCAGCUAUAACUUUUCUUAAUUCCCUCAUGGGGGGCCAAUGCUUUCCUUGUCUUCCUAGCGAAAGUGUAGACUUUCACAAGAUGAACUACAGCUUAACAUCUGGAAGCUGUUAAUAUUUUGGUACCUAAAGCACUAAUUAAAAAACAAACUUUGUAGAAAAGUUGAGCUGUCAAGCUCUUUAAUGAUUGGCAGCCCUUUUGUCUCAGCGGCAGGUAGCACAUUUGACAACAGGCCCGCAGUUCUAGUUACUCCUUAUCUUUAAAGUAGAAGGGAAGGAAGAGCAAUGGAGUUAGCUCAAAAAAAAUCCCUUUCAGUAUUAGAAUUAACAAUCUGGCUGUUUCAACUAAACUUUUCUAAAAAUCAGUUCCAUGGGAAGCUUGCUGAGUAAGGACAAUGUCAGAAGUAACAAUUCUGGCUAGGCAGUAACUGAGAGGAAGGUGCUUAAACUGCCUUGGGCGACCUGGACUGUCUCACAGGAAGUGUGACAACAGUUAAUUGCAUACUGUAAAUAAAAUACUUGAAUUUAUACUAGGGCAAAUAGGUGUUAUAUAUACAGAGGUCUUUUUUCAGGGAAUGAGGGUGUUUUGGCACAAGUUCUGUAAUAUACAUGAUUGUUCAAAUGAUUAUUUUGCUUUUUGGUUUAAGUGGACCUAAAGUUGUUGGGUUUAAUAUACAUCUGUUAUUUUGAUAAAAUGUUUAUUUUUAUAUGGCCUUUUAUAAAAUGGAGUGGUCAAAGUAUGUACUUUUAUUAUGCAUGACUGGGUAUUAAAUAAUUCUACCAUAA
Gopherus flavomarginatus (Mexican gopher tortoise) is the source of this 6830-nucleotide messenger RNA. RefSeq names its product alpha tocopherol transfer protein like (gene TTPAL). The record is from RefSeq and is a predicted model, not a curated record. Lineage: Eukaryota; Metazoa; Chordata; Testudines; Testudinidae. The transcript has 4 exons. Gene Ontology annotation, molecular function: phosphatidylinositol bisphosphate binding. Gene Ontology annotation, cellular component: membrane. The coding region runs from base 1810 to 2829 and encodes 339 amino acids.